Panicum hallii is the source of this 1915-nucleotide messenger RNA. Its product is annotated as serine carboxypeptidase 1-like. The record is from RefSeq and is a predicted model, not a curated record. Gene Ontology annotation, biological process: secondary metabolic process; proteolysis. Gene Ontology annotation, molecular function: serine-type carboxypeptidase activity; acyltransferase activity, transferring groups other than amino-acyl groups. Bases 132 to 1634 code for a protein of 500 amino acids. The transcript has 13 exons. Lineage: Eukaryota; Viridiplantae; Streptophyta; Magnoliopsida; Poales; Poaceae.
ACCGCACGCGGCUGAGCUCGCAGCUCUAUAUAGACACGGCGCCCCCGCGCGCCCGUCCCUGUCCCGGCCAUACCCUCCGAUCCUUCGCCGAUCGAGCUAGAGCCUAGAGCUACUAUACCACCACCGCAGCAAUGGCCUGCGGCCACUCCGCCUCCGCGCUCCUGCUGCUGCUGGCGGUGGUGGCCUCCUCCGCCUGCUGCGGCCGCGCCGCGCCGGCGGGGGCGCUGGUGACGCGCGUGCCGGGUUUCGGGGGCGCCCGGCUGCCGUCGAAGCACUACGCCGGGUACGUGACGGUGGACGAGGCGCACGGGCGGCGCCUCUUCUACUACCUGGUGGAGUCGGAGCACGACCCGGCCGGGGACCCCCUCGUGCUCUGGCUCAACGGCGGCCCGGGGUGCUCCAGCUUCGACGGCUUCGUCUACGAGCACGGACCAUUCAACUUUGAGUCAGGAGGGUCAGCUGGAAGCCUGCCAAAGCUUCAUCUCAAUCCAUAUAGCUGGUCCAAGGUGUCUAGUGUGAUAUACUUGGACUCCCCUGCCGGUGUUGGCCUGUCAUACUCGAAGAAUGCUUCAGAUUAUGAAACUGGCGAUCUUAAGACCGCUGCUGAUUCACAUACUUUUCUUCUCAAGUGGUUUCAGCUCUACCCUGAGUUUUCGAAAAAUCCAUUUUACAUAGCCGGAGAAUCGUAUGCCGGGGUUUAUGUUCCUACCCUUUCACAUGAAGUUGCCAAAGGAAUCCAUGAAGGAGUUAAGCCAACUAUAAAUUUUAAGGGCUACAUGGUCGGCAAUGGUGUAUGUGACACCGCGUUUGACGGUAAUGCCCUGGUACCAUUUGCGCAUGGAAUGGGUCUAAUUUCAGAUGAUAUAUACAAGGAGGCCAAUACUGCAUGUCAAGGAAAUUACUGGAAUGGUAGCACUGACAGAUGCGAAGAAGCACUAUCGAGAGUCGAUGCGGAAAUCGAAGGAUUAAACAUUUAUGACAUUCUUGAGCCAUGCUACCACAGCACAUCUAUCAAAGAAGUGAUCCCACAGAAGAGCAGAGCGCCUCAAAGUUUCAAAGAUCUUGGUGCAACUGCCAAGCCCCUUCCGGUAAGAACAAGAAUGCUUGGACGGGCCUGGCCUCUGAGAGCUCCUGUAAGAGAUGGGCGCGUUCCAUCGUGGCAGGAACUUGCCGUUGCCGCUGCCGGUGGAGUUCCGUGUAUGAGUGAUGAAGUUGCAACAGCAUGGCUGAACAACGAUAGCGUCAGAUCUGCGAUUCAUGCUGAACCAGUGAGUUCAAUAGGACCAUGGCUCAUAUGCACAGAUAAAUUGGAUUUUCGUCAUGAUGCUGGGAGUAUGAUCAGUUAUCACAAGAACCUUACAAGCCAGGGUUACCGUGCUCUCAUUUACAGCGGCGACCAUGAUAUGUGUGUACCUUACACUGGGAGUGAAGCAUGGACUGCAUCAUUAGGCUAUGGAGUCCUUGAUUCGUGGCGGCCGUGGUUCACCAAUGAACAAGUUUCUGGGUACACCCAAGGAUAUGAAAAGGGCCUCACUUUUGCAACUAUUAAGGGUGCUGGCCACACAGUUCCUGAGUAUAAACCUCAGGAAGCAUUGGCUUUCUACAGCCGUUGGCUUGCUGGUUCCAAGUUGUGAAGCUCAUGAAGCCUGCUGCUGCUGAUGGGAGGCAUAUUUCCAUGAAACAAAGAACAACAUGAAGAAAUUGGAUAAUCCAUAGAACAAUAAGGCCAUCGGAGGAUCAAAGUUCCUAGCGCCAACUACAGUGUUGCAUUCUUUUCUGCAAAUAUUAUAUCAAUGCAGCUGUUUUGUUUCCAUGCAUUUUUCAUGCCUUCACGGUGUGGCCAAACAUUUGUGACAAUUUUCGUUGACAUUUUGAAAUCCCAAAGGUAUCAAUGUCUGCUAUUUGUUUUGAUCCG